Molecule: messenger RNA, 1304 nt
Organism: Aureobasidium pullulans EXF-150
Lineage: Eukaryota; Fungi; Ascomycota; Dothideomycetes; Dothideales; Saccotheciaceae
Exons: 1
Coding region: 22-1083 (353 amino acids)
Cellular component (GO): nucleus
Source: RefSeq, a predicted model, not a curated record
CUUCUUCCGAAUCAAUCCAAAAUGUCGUACAGAAACACAUCAGCAAAAGAUGCGCCCUUGUACGGAGCGCCCAAGCCGGCAAAGAAACAAAAGUCGUCGCGUGAGAUCAACUCCUCAAACACCCUCGCCUUCACUUCGCAGCUGGAAUCCUUGAUCAACUCUGGUACCAACACAUCACCUCGCUCAACCACCACCUCAUCACGACCACGCGCAAAGAAGGAAGACAUUUUCGCCUCACACAAUCGCAAUGUCAAGAAGAGAGCUGCUAGGGACCUCGAAGAUGACUCUCCCGCCUUUGAUCAGAAACACAGCACAUCCUCCGAAGCCCUAGAUUCCUCAGCAUGGCACCGCUCAAAGCGAAAGAUGGAAGAAAAGGCUCGCCUCUACGCCGCCAUGAAACGAGGCGACGUCGGCGAUGAGAACGAUACACACCUAGUCGACUUUGAUCGCAAAUGGGCCGACCAACAGGACAAACAGCUCUCCGAUCAGUCCUCUUCAGAAGAUGAAUCAGACAGCGACAAAGAGAUGGUAGAAUGGGAGGAUGAAUUUGGCCGUACACGUACAGGCACUGCCGCUCAACGCGCCCGUGAACAGCGACUUGCUCAACUCGGCUCAGAAGCUGCAAUGCGCUCGCGACCGGACAUGCCUACAAACCUCAUCGUCGGAGAUACCGUACAAGCUUCUGCCUUCAACCCAGACGAGCCUGUUGCACAACAAAUGGCCGAUCUUGCUGCUAAACGCGACAAGUCACUCACACCUCCGCCAGACACUCACUUCGACUCUUCCAAGGAGAUUAGACAGAAGGGUGUUGGCUUCAUGCAGUUCAGUCACGAUGAUCAAGAGCGCAAGAGACAGUUUGAGAACCUAGAGAUGGAGAGAGCUGAGACGGAAAGAGUGAGAGCUGAACGCGAGAAGAGGCUGAAGGACCGCAAAGACGAGAUUGAGAAGAGACGAAAUGCCAUCAGGCAGAAGCAAGGUAAGAAACAAGCCGACGACUUCUUGACUGGUCUGGGUAAAGAGCUGGGUGCACAACCGGCCAAGGAAGAAGAUGCAGCCGUAAAGGAGAACACAGAAGACUCUUGAGUAUGUUGCCACGCACGACUUAACGAAUCAAUGAACAUAUUACUACAAAGCAUAGCCCUCGAUUCCAGAACCCAAGCUGUGUCUCGGCGUCCGUCCUGAUGACUGUCUGCUUCUCACUGCCCCCUUCCUUUAUCUCUCUGUCUGAAAACACGCACGAUCGCACACUUUCCCCUUUCCGCAUAUAAGGUAGGUAGCUUGUACAUUCUACAAUCAUUCACUAA